Messenger RNA from Helianthus annuus (common sunflower), 618 nucleotides. RefSeq names its product DNA ligase 1-like. Lineage: Eukaryota; Viridiplantae; Streptophyta; Magnoliopsida; Asterales; Asteraceae. The record is from RefSeq and is a predicted model, not a curated record. Bases 1 to 618 code for a protein of 205 amino acids. The transcript has 2 exons.
AUGGAGAAGAUGCAGGAAGAAUAUGAAAAUGCAGUGAGUAACAAAAGAUGGGAUAAGAAGCAAGAAUGUUUUGUCAACAAACAGGGUGAACCGGUUGUUCCCAGAAGUGACAUAGUUCAUGAUGAUGUUCUUUUAGUAAUUCCUAGAUCUGGCGAAUAUUAUUCUAAUGUUGCAAAAGACAAGACAUAUGUAAAAAGGCUGGAUAAAAUCAUCAGGGAUGCUAUGACAACAAAACUGAGGAAGAGGAAUGAAGAAAGAAUGAAGAAGAAUAUUGAGAAUCUGGUUGAUGAUUUGAAGAAAGCUGUUGAGGAGGUCAAGGUUGAAGAAAAAGUGAAAGAUGGAGUUGAGAAAGUUGAAGAGAAGGUAGUUGAGAAAGAAAAGGUUGUAACUGAAGAACAGCAAGUUGAAGAAGCCAAGAAGGAGAAGGAAAUUUCGAUAGAAGUGAAGGUUGAAAGUUCAACAGAUGUUGCUGGUAAUGUUGUUGAUGAGAAGCAGCAGAAAGAAGCUGAUCAGACAGAAAUAGAAGCAAACACCAAGGUGCCAAUCACUGAGCAAAAUAAUCUAAGAGUAAAUAGAUCCAUAAGUGGGUCAAAAAGUGAAAGACUUGAAGCAAUUUGA